AUGGCUUAUCACUAUUUUGGUGAUGUUGUUACAUUCGAUACAACCUACAGGACAAACAAGUAUGAUAUGCCUUUUGCACCAUUCACUGGAGUAAACCACCAUUGGCAGUCAAUACAGUUUGGAUGUGCACAUUUACAAGAUGAGACAAAAGUUACCUUUUUAUGGUUGUUUGAGACAUGGCUUGAAGCAAUAGGAGGACGUCAUCCGAUUACAAUUAUUACUGAACAAGACUUGGCAAUGAAAGGAGCAAUUGCCAAGGUUUUUCCAAACACUCAUCAUCGAUUAUGCCUAUGGCAUAUCAAGAAGAAGUUUGCUGAAAAGUUAUCACAUGUGUACUUUAAGAAGGCCAAGUUCAAGAUUGAGAUGAAAAAAUGUACUCGGAAGACAUAUAAGAUCGAUGAUUUUGAAGUAAAGUGGAUGGCCUUGAUGAAAGAAGAUGGGUUGGAGAAUGAUGAGUGGGAUUUUGAAGUAAAGUGGAUGGCCUUGAUGAAAGAAGAUAGGUUGGAGAAUGAUGAGUGGCUAAAAAGUUUAUAUGAGAUGCGUUCUUCUUGGGUUCUUGUUUAUAAUCGUAGAAUAUUUUUUGCAGAAAUGAAUACUACUAGACGUAGUGAGGGUAUUAAUUCCUUUUUUGAUGGAUUUGUCACACCAACAACAAAUCUUAGAGAGUUUGUCGUCAAAUAUGAACAAGCACUGAAGAAGAUUAUGGAAAGAGAAAGUGACAAAGAUUUUGAAUCAGAACACAAGUAUUGCAUUGUCAAUGAAGGAGAAUUUCUUUUGCAACAUGCCGCAAGUUUGUAUACUAGAAAUGUAUUCAAUAAAUUCAAGGAUGAAUGGAGUAAAGUCAAUCGGUACAAAGUUGAAGAAAUGCCACGUGACAAUGAAUAUCAUGCAUACGUAGUGAAAUCAAAACUCGGAGAACACUUGUUGAAAGUAUUUGUCCGCUUGGAUGUUGAUACAAUACCUGAACUUUUUAUUUUGCCACGAUGGAAGCAAGAAGCAAACAAAUUUAGGAUAAUAGAUUUUAAAAGUUUGGUGACAGAUGAUGAUAAAGAAGAAUCAGAAGCUUUGAGACUUAGCCAUAUGUGUCAUCAAGCAACUAAGUUGGCUUGUACUGUAGCUUCUUCAAAUGAGGCAUACACAAUUUUCAUGGAAGCUAUAGAUGAACUAUCCAAAAAGCUGUCAGAAUAUUCUUGUGAAGAUGCAACCAUUGCUUCUUCAACAAAAGAUGACACAUGUACUAAUAUUGAUUCUUCUGUACCAGUACUGUUGAACCCAUAUAUCUCACAAACUAAGGGUAGAAAGAAGGAUAAUAUUAGUAGUUCGAAAAGAAGGUUGGCGGAAAAUUCUUGA
Messenger RNA from Malus domestica (apple), 1350 nucleotides. Lineage: Eukaryota; Viridiplantae; Streptophyta; Magnoliopsida; Rosales; Rosaceae. The record is from RefSeq and is a predicted model, not a curated record.